Molecule: messenger RNA, 1117 nt
Organism: Sinocyclocheilus rhinocerous
Lineage: Eukaryota; Metazoa; Chordata; Actinopteri; Cypriniformes; Cyprinidae
Product: sodium channel protein type 4 subunit alpha-like
Exons: 8
Coding region: 23-1117 (364 amino acids)
Biological process (GO): sodium ion transmembrane transport; membrane depolarization during action potential; neuronal action potential
Cellular component (GO): plasma membrane; voltage-gated sodium channel complex
Molecular function (GO): voltage-gated sodium channel activity
Source: RefSeq, a predicted model, not a curated record
ACAGGAGGCUCAGGAUGAGAAGAUGGCAGCCAUACUGUUUCCACCGGGUCCUGACAGUCUACACCGGUUCACUCUUGAGUCCCUGGCUGGAAUCGAGCAGCGGAUCGCCGAGGAGGAGGCCCGCAAUGCCAAGAAGUACCAGGAGGACCUGGGCGACGUGGAGCCGCUCAAGUCCCGCGCCGACCUGGAGGCCGGAAAGCAGCUCCCGCGAAUCUUUGGAGACAUUCCUCCUGGACUGGUGGGCGUUCCUCUGGAGGACAUCGAUCCGUUUUACUUCCAGAACAAGAGAACUUUUAUAGUACUGAACAAAGGGAAGGCCAUCUUCCGGUUUAGUGCCACGUCUGCACUCUAUAUUUUUAGCCCUUUUCAUCUCGUUAGAAGAGCAUCAAUAAGGAUUUUAGUACACUCUUUAUUCAGUCUUUUCAUUAUGUGCACUAUUUUGACCAACUGCUGCUUCAUGGCCAUGUCUGAACCUGCGCAGUGGGCCAAAUACGUCGAGUACACGUUCACUGGCAUUUACACGUUUGAGUCGUUGAUAAAGAUCCUGGCGCGGGGCUUCUGCAUCGGCCCCUUCACCUUCCUGAGGGACCCCUGGAACUGGCUGGACUUCAGCGUGAUUGUUAUGGCAUAUGUUACUGAGUUUGUGGACCUGGGCAAUGUCUCAGCGUUACGGACAUUCAGGGUUCUGCGAGCACUGAAAACGAUCUCAGUCAUCCCAGGCCUGAAGACCAUCGUGGGCGCGCUGAUCCAGUCGGUGAAGAAGCUGGCAGACGUCAUGAUCCUGACGGUCUUCUGUCUCAGCGUCUUCGCUCUCAUCGGCCUGCAGCUCUUCAUGGGGAACCUGCGGCAGAAAUGCGUCCGCAGCACCGCGCACUGUCUCAACACCACCUUACCUUCAGACAACAACAGCACUUUCUUCUGCAAUAACAGAACCUGGUCCUCGCUGGAGGACUUCAUCACUAAUGAAGAUAAUUUCUUCAAAGUGGAAGGAGCCAAGGACGCCUUAAUAUGUGGGAAUGCAAGUGAUGCUGGCUCGCAGGAGCUCACUUCAGUGAGUCAUGACAUCUUCAGUCUCUUACGAGAAAACGAGCUGCUGCUGAGGAGCUCUGAGAGUUAG